This is a messenger RNA of Rangifer tarandus platyrhynchus (Svalbard reindeer), 1056 nucleotides long. Lineage: Eukaryota; Metazoa; Chordata; Mammalia; Artiodactyla; Cervidae. The record is from the annotation of a GenBank genome assembly.
AUGGCAGAGCAGCUUUCCCCGGGAAAGACGACGGACCAGGCGUGCACCUUUCUUUUCAGAAAGCCUGGACGAAAGGGGGGUACAGGCCGCAGAAAACGCCGGAUCUGCGACCAAGAGUCCGGCGGCGGAGCCGGCGCCGCUGGCGGCAGCAGCAGCAGCAGCAGUGGUGACGAAGGCAACAGAGUGGUUCGUCCAGAAAAGAAGCGAGCAAUCCACACUCCGAUGAUCCAGAAGACCCAGGGCGGUGGUAAACAGAAAGGGGCUUCCGGGGACCGGAGUGGCGAGGAGGAAGUGGAGGAGCCCGAGAGUCUCGGCGUGGUCUAUAAGUCCACUCGCUCGGCGAGACCCGUGGGGCCAGAGGACAUGGGGGCGACCGCUGUGUACGAGCUAGACACGGAGAAGGAGCGUGACGCAAAAGCCAUCUUUGAGCGCAGCCGGAAGAUCCGGGAGAAGCUGAGGGGCAAGGAAGAUGAUAAGAUCUACCGGGGAAUGAAUAAUUAUCAGAAAUACAUGAGCCCCAAAGACACGUCUGCGGGCAGUGAUUCCUCCGGAAUGGCGAGGAAGGGCCCCAUCCGAGCUCCCGACCAUCUGCGUGCCACCGUGCGCUGGGAUUACCAGCCCGACAUUUGUAAGGACUACAAGGAGACCGGCUUUUGCGGCUUCGGAGACAGCUGCAAAUUCCUCCAUGACCGCUCAGAUUACAAGCACGGGUGGCAGAUCCAACGCGAGCUCGACGAGGGUCGCUAUGGCGUCGACGAGGAUGAAAACUAUGAAGUGGCGAGCGAUGAGGAGCAGCUACCAUUCAAGUGUUUCAUCUGUCGCCAGACCUUCCAAAACCCUGUGGUCACCAAGUGCAGGCAUUAUUUCUGCGAGGGAUGUGCCCUUCAGCAUUUCCGCACCACCCCGCGGUGCUACGUCUGUGACCAGCAGACCAAUGGCGUCUUCAAUCCCGCGAAAGAAUUGAUCGCUAAACUGGAGAAGCGUCGAGCUGCAGAAGAGGGCGGUGCUUCCAGUUUCCCAGAAGACCCCGAUAAGGGUCCAAUUCCCAUUACUUAA